Racocetra persica is the source of this 1429-nucleotide messenger RNA. NCBI's taxonomy places the organism in Eukaryota, Fungi, Glomeromycota, Glomeromycetes, Diversisporales, Gigasporaceae. The record is from the annotation of a GenBank genome assembly.
AUGGUUUCAUAUGAACCUAAAAAGAAUGGUCGCCAAGAAGGCUCGUAUAGAGGGGCGACAGCAGUCUUGAGUUAUGCAGCAUAUAGAGCACCUCCUACAACGAAGCCUAGAAAGGCAAGGACCUCAGACGAAGAGACCGUGAAACUACUCGAAAACGGUUGCCAAUCGCAAUAUCCGUUAGAGAGAAGUUCGAAUCCCGUAACUUCUGGUCAAAGGAAUAGUUUAAGUAGGGUUAAUUCUCUCGAUCAGAGUCCAAGAUUGUCUUACGCCCAAGGGAUUCCUAAAUCUCAACCUGAUACUGCAUAUAGACAAACUGUUCCAAUUUAUCAGCAAACAGAGUUCUUAUAUCAAGAUCCACAUUCAUAUCAACAACCUCAGCAGUCUUCAUACGUUCAUCGUAAAAUUCCUACCUCCAAAAGACAAUUGACACCUAAUAGUACCCCUUCAAUUCAUUUUUAUUCUGAUUCAGAAGACUUUCGGGAGGGCUCUAAAUCAAAAAAUUAUCGUAAUCAUCGCUCAUCCAUUGACCCAUCAACAUUAUCCUCUGGGUCGGAAAUAUCAAGCACUCCUUCGUCGCCUUCAAAAGUAGUAAAACAGCAAGUUUCUGUUGUUAAUCCUGCUCUGCUAUCAAGAGUUUCAGAGUCAUUUCGAACCCGUAUUAUUCUUUCAAAUAGGAUGAAAGAAAAUCUUGAAUAUAAAGAUUGUUUUGAUGGAAGAGAAGCCGUGGAUAAAAUCGCCUUUAUUAUCAAGACUACUGAUAGAAAUUUAGCUUUAUUACUCGGUCGUGCUUUAGACGCCCAAAAAUUUUUUCAUGAUGUAACAUACGAUCAUCGACUUCGUGAUUCACAGAAUGAAUUAUAUCAAUUUAGAAAAAUGCCUUCAAUUUUAUCAUCAUCCGAUAAUUAUAGCUUUAAAAAAAAUGAGAAAAAAGACUCUGAAGAAACUGACCUACCAACUGGAGUGUUUACACUAUUAACCGACUGUUACUCUCCUACAUGUACAAGGGAUAAUUUAUGCUACAGCAUUGCCUGUCCUAGAAGGCUGGAACAGCAUGCAAGAAAACAUAUGAAACCAAAUCCAGACCUUAGUCGCUCAACUAGUCGUGGAUCUAUAGCUGAUAGAAGAAAGGCUGAAAAGAAACGUCAAGAAGCUAUAAACGAAUUAAUUUAUACUGAAAAAGAUUUUGUUCAUGAUAUAGUGUAUUUAAGAGAUUGUUGGAUGAAGCCUCUCUUAUCUCAAAAUAUAAUUCCUGAAUUUCGGCGUAAGAAAUUUGUAGCUGACGUUUUUCAUAAUAUAGUGGAUAUUUAUUCCAUCAAUUCUAAACUUGGCGAUGCGCUCCAAAAACGGCAAAAUUCAUAUGCAAUUGUUGGACAAAUUGGUGAUAUACUAGUAGAACAUGUUCCAAAAUUUAAUCCUUUUAUAGAAUAUG